UGAUGCUUUGCACGAGCGCCGGACGCGUUUCCUGUUUCCCGUUUACACGGAGCACGCUAAUGUCCAGGUGUAUUGUGAGAAGAUAUGGUUAAUCCGACUCGUACUGAUCGUCCGGUGAACGCUAUCGUUUUGCGAGGCUAAGGUGAUCGCGAAUAUCGCACUCGCAGCUCGAAACACGGAAUAACUUGAAAAUGAAUAGCUGACAAAAUGUUGCAGAUAAAAAAAGAAUCGGUAAAAAGGGAGAGCCCUGAGGCCCCUACUCCUGACAGCACAACUGUUGAAAGUAAGAGUUAUGUUUGUGGAGAAGAAGUAUUGGUUCACCUAAAUGACGAACGAUUUUAUUUAGGAUUUUUAGCUAAACUGAGGUUUAAAGAGUCUAAAUGUUUAGUUAAGUUUGGUGAUAAUACAGUAAAAUGGGUAGCUUUAAAAAAUGUCACGCGGAUGACAUGUACGAGUACAACUACUCAAUUUUGCCAUGUGUGCAAUAUCGAUACUAUGCCAGAAGAUAUUUGUGUUUGUGAUAUCUGUGCUAAUGCAUAUCAUCGAAAAUGUCACAAGCCUGAAGUUUCAGUAGUAGAUACUACUGUUUGGGCAUGUUCCUUGUGCAAGGAAAAACAACGGAUUAAUAGACUGCAAGCUGUAAACUCUGUAUCGAGCACUGUUGUUCCAAAAAUUAUAAAACUACCUUAUGAUUUAAAUUCUUUACAAUGGGACAUACAUCAUCGUAUUAACAAUUUAGGAAUUUAUUGCUAUUGUGGAGGAUCAGGUGAUUGGUUUAUCAACAUGUUGCAAUGUUGUAAAUGUUUACAAUGGUUUCAUGAAAAAUGUGUUAAAUCAUUAGUAUAUCCUCUAUAUCUUGGUGACAGAUUUUAUGUUUAUUUGUGUUCUGUGUGCAAUGAAGGUACAGAGUUCGUUCGUCGAAUUGAAAUGAAUUGGUCUGACUUAGUUCAUUUAGCCUUAUUUAAUAUGACUGCUUAUAAACCACAGAAAUAUUAUGAUGUGGAUAUGAAUAUACUUCCAUACUUAGAUAACCAUUGGAAUUCAAUGUAUCUACCUCCUAAAAUUCUUAAUGUUCCUGUUGACGACAGGAAAGUAUAUGUUGUCAAUGCCCUGCUCAAAGACACCAAUCAGAGGUUUGAAUAUCAGGGUAAAAAACCCACCAAUAUGUGGGGACUACGACUGAAGUUGCCACCAAAGCCCCCACGUUUUUCGUUACCUACACAAGUUCCAAUUAAUGAGAACCUCCUGCACCAUCAAUUACGCAAUAAACUUAAUCUCAAUAUACUACCACCUCCAAAAAAGACUGAUCCUGUUAUAAAUCAACGACUUACUGAGUCCAUGUAUUCAGUGGAAGGAUUAAAAUUCUUACAUCAAGAUUCACAUGUAGUUAUGUUACCAAAAGGCCUCCCAUCAAUAGGUCAUAAUGUUUGUAUCAAAAGCGCCAGCCCAAUUGUACCAGCACCAAGAUCUGUAAUUGAACGGCGGAUUAGGCUACAGCAAAUAGAAACAAAUAAACGAAGUUCUCGGAGUUCAAGUGUCAUUGCCAAUAAAAUUAAAAAAUCAACAAAAAAAGAAAAAGUUCCUGAAAGUCGAUCACCGUCACGUUCAACUGAAAGUACCCCAGAAAAAUAUGUAUCUCCAACCGAAGACGAACUGAGCAGUGAAGAUGAUGCAGAUGAUGAUGAAGAUCUAGAUGAUGAAGAUGAUGCUGAUUCAUUACAAACAGCUGAUCUUCAAAGCCGUCGUAGUCAAAGACUUAGUGUUAAUCGUUUAUUAAAUGGACGACCAAUGGCUAGAUCAUCUCUCCCACGCGAGACUCGAUCUGCUUCAUCGAUUACUUUGCCAUUAUCUUUAGCUCCUGUAAUUUCACAACCACAAGUUCGUACUACUAAACGACGGUUAAGUGAAAAAGAUUUGCGUGUUGACCGUAAUGGACAAUAUUUAGUGAAACCUAAAAGACUGCGUCGAAGUGGAUUAUCAAAUAGUAGUUUAACUUCAACAAAAAGACAGUCUAAGAACAGCUGUAAUGGCCGUCCAAUUUACAAAUCUUAUUCGGAUUUCUUUGCUAAUCAUGGCCAAUCGGUAAAUAGGCCAUGUUCUCCUGAAAAUGCUAUAAAUUCAUCAGCAGACCUUAAAACUCUUGUACAUUCUUAUUUUGGGGCUAGUAAUAGAAUUGCCAAUGGAGAAGAAUAUACAAUAUUAUGUAAAAGAAUUAAUCCAGAUGGGUCGGAAGAAUUUUUAAUUCGAUGGGACUAGAAUAUUGUAUCCAUUUCUAAACUUAACUAUUUUUUAUCUUAAUAUUAUGCCAAAAUUCCAUGAAAAGAGAAAAAAUGAAAAUUAUAUUUCUAUGAUUGAACUAGGUCUAUUGAUUUUUUAUUAUCAACAUUUCUAUUUUGAUUAUUGUAUUCCUAUUGAUAGGUAUUGUGAGUUAUAUCUCAUUUCCAACAGUUAACUAAUAUUAUCUUAUAUUAUCUUCUGAUAGAAUGAUGAUAAAAUAUAAUCAGUUGAUUAAAAAAUGUUUCCUAUUUAUUUAAAUUUGUUAAAUGAUAUAUUUAAUUUGGCUCAGUUAUUGACUAGAUACUUUAUUCAAACCUAUUCCUGAAUAGUAAAUUCUUGCAUAAUUAUGAUUGGAUAUUUUAAUUAAGAAAUGUGGGUUUUAUAAACAUUUUAUGAUAUGUCACAAAAUAAACACCUAUAUUAAUUUCCUACUACUUAGUAAUUACUUUCAUAAAUUAGUAAAUGUUUAUGAUCGCACAAAGUUUUAAGUGUUUGCGUUAUGUUGAAUGUAAAUCAAACGUGUGUAAAAUAAGAACAAGUGUAUAUUUUUUUUUUUUUUUUUUAUCGUAAAUUGUGUUCAUAUUUUUAGUCUAGUGUUAUUUUAAUGCAUUAGCUGUUUGGUAAUCUUUUGGGUGAAAUACUCUAAUUAUGUUUUACCAAUUCUCAACCUAUCCCAUAAUAAUACAUUUUAUUGAUUUUUCAUUUUUUUUAAUUUGCUCUAAAA
This is a messenger RNA of Sipha flava (yellow sugarcane aphid), 3001 nucleotides long. RefSeq names its product metal-response element-binding transcription factor 2 (gene Pcl). NCBI's taxonomy places the organism in Eukaryota, Metazoa, Arthropoda, Insecta, Hemiptera, Aphididae. The record is from RefSeq and is a predicted model, not a curated record. The coding region runs from base 208 to 2256 and encodes 682 amino acids. The transcript has 12 exons.